Cyphellophora attinorum is the source of this 1692-nucleotide messenger RNA. Its product is annotated as E3 ubiquitin-protein ligase DMA2. Gene Ontology annotation, biological process: mitotic spindle assembly checkpoint signaling; ubiquitin-dependent protein catabolic process; negative regulation of septation initiation signaling. The transcript is spliced from 3 exons. The record is from RefSeq and is a predicted model, not a curated record. Lineage: Eukaryota; Fungi; Ascomycota; Eurotiomycetes; Chaetothyriales; Cyphellophoraceae. Bases 1 to 1692 code for a protein of 563 amino acids. Gene Ontology annotation, cellular component: mitotic spindle pole body; ubiquitin ligase complex; cell division site. Gene Ontology annotation, molecular function: ubiquitin protein ligase activity; protein binding.
AUGCUCUCCCCAGCUGUGUCGGCGCCAGUUGCGGAAGGCGUGAACCUGCAUUCAUCAAGUUCCCGCCGGCGGGCAUUGAGUUAUCUGCGUCACUUAUCGCAUUCCUCCCAGAUUCGGCCUGGUUCUGGCUCCGGCAGCCCAACUGGCGCCGAUUCGCCGCGACAAGCCACUUCACCUCGCUCCUACUUCCAUCGUUCCACCAGUUAUCCCGAGCCCAGCCGUGUUCAUCACUCACGUCAAAGGAGUAAUACACGUCCAAACGACCGCGAAGCCGUCGAUCACCUGGUUAAUGAGGCUACCAGCCGCUUGAACAAUCCUAUAGCCGAUCUGCGUUCCGUAUCUCCUGCAGCCGGCGAGACAACUAAUACCGACAACGAAGCCGCUCCGGAAGAGCAGUCACAUUCUGAUGAUAUGGCGAGAAAUCGUAGGAAUAGUUCAGAUGGCGUUGCUGCGUCCCUGACAACCCCAAAUACUCGGCCUCGAUCCCAGCGAGCAACUACGAGUACGACCACUGGCUCAGCUGCCGACCCCUCUGCAGACACUCCGGCAACGAAAGCGACGACUUUACCUGCCAUACGUUUCUUUCCGCACCUGGAAGCCCGAGGAAAUGGUAGACCGCCCCUCAGCUUCACACCAAUCUCGAGGACUUUGCCAAACGGUAAUGCCACAAUUCGAGUCGGCAGAUACUCUGAAAGAGAAGGAGUUCCGAACCCAAACCCCACGGGUCCGUCUGAUGCACCUGUCGGAUUCAAAUCAAAAGUGGUCUCGCGGAAACACUGCGAGUUCAAUUGCACUGAUGGACAAUGGCAUAUCAAGGAUGUUGCCAGCUCCUCUGGCACCUUCCUAAACCACGUCAGGCUGAGUCCUCCGAAUACCGAGUCGAAGCUGUUCCCAGUCAAGGACGGUGAUAUCGUUCAGCUCGGAAUAGAUUUCCGUGGCGGCGAGGAGCAGAUCUUCAGAUGCGUCAAGAUCCGCAUCGAGUGCAAUCGAUCUUGGCAGAAGAAGCCGAACAACUUCAACAAGCAACGACAUGCUCAGCUACAGAUGAUUGCCAAAGACCAGCCGGCUGCAGACGCUAAGAGUGACGAAUGCUCAAUAUGCCUUGGGAAGAUAGCUCCUUGCCAAUCACUCUUCUACGCACCUUGCGCGCAUACUUGGCACUACAAGUGCAUUCGACCGAUGAUCGAAAGUAGAGCAAGUACUUAUCCACAGUUUCAAUGUCCAAAUUGCCGAGCUUACUGGGACCUGAAUGCCGACGUUGACGUGGAGAUGGAGGUCGACGACGAGGACGCGGACGCGGACUCGGCGAGCGGCGAUGUGACCAUGGACCUACCUGCAGCUAUCACAGUCACCCCAGCCACUGGAGCAGAGCCGCAAAACGCAGAAGCUGGCUCAACUCCUUCUCUGCUGUCUCGUCGACAAGCCACGAACCCGGGUUCACCCGAGAUCGACUCCGUCAAUAGGGGCUCAAUAGAUGUGCCUCCCCGGAACUCCUCAAAUGGCGCAAGCCUCGACGGUGCACGAACCCAGACGCCUGAUGGUGAACGGCUGAUGGACGGAGAUGGUCCCUUGACGCCUAGGAAUGACAUCGGGCCGUUCGUACUCGAUGGAAGUGCAGGUCGAGCGUCAGGUCGUCGGAUGUUGGUUCCUGCAUUGCCGGAAGUCCUUGAUCGGGCAAGCGCUACUACUUGA